Molecule: messenger RNA, 1242 nt
Organism: Arabis nemorensis
Lineage: Eukaryota; Viridiplantae; Streptophyta; Magnoliopsida; Brassicales; Brassicaceae
Source: the annotation of a GenBank genome assembly
AUGGGUGGCUCUGGAAACUGGAUAAAAUCUCUGAUCUCUAACAAAAAACUCAUCACUGAUGAUCAUGAGAAGUUAAGUGGUAAGAAGAAAUGGAAACUAUGGAGAACUUCAUCGGAAAGCUUAAUAUCUUCCUCAAAGGGUUUCAAGAGCCGUGGUGGUAGUUAUGGGACUCCUUCACUAGGCUCAGAUCCGCCGUCUUUCUCCGCCGACGACUCUUUCACUGCUGCUGUUGCUGCUGUUAUCAGAGCUCCACCGAAAGAUUUCUUUGUCGUUAAACGAGAAUGGGCCGCAACACGAAUCCAAGCCGCUUUUCGAGCUUUCCUGGCAAGACAGGCGUUGAGAGCUUUGAAGGCGGUGGUGAGGAUUCAGGCGAUAUUCCGCGGUAGGCAAGUCCGGAAACAAGCAGAUGUGACACUAAGGUGUAUGCAAGCUCUUGUUCGAGUCCAAGCUCGAGUACGAGCUCAUUGUAAUAACAGGGUGCCUGCAGAUGGACAGGAGUUACAGAAACCAUCUGAACAAAAAGAUGAUCCUGCAAAGCAAGCUGAGAAGGGUUGGUGUGAUAGUCCGGGAAGUGUAAAUGAAGUGAGAACGAAGUUACAAAUGAGGCAAGAAGGAGCAAUUAAGAGGGAGAGAGCUAUGGUAUAUGCACUCACACACCAGCCGAGGACGUGUCCAAGUCCAAGUGCCAAGGCGAACAAACAAGGGAGUGUUAAGAAGAAUAACGGGUCGUGUAAGAGCAGCAGUCCAGGUUGGAAUUGGCUUGACCGAUGGGUUGCAGACAGGCCAUCGCAAGGUCCUACAAACUCAUCAGAAAAUGCAAGGAAGAGUGAGAGCAGUUUGUCUGAACAUGACGCGGUUCAGGUCAGGAAGAACAGUCUCACAACCAGAGUUCUGGCAAGACCUCCUCACGCGGUGUCAUCAUCUGCUACGAGUUCUGAGUCUUCGUCGACAUCUCAAUCCCCAGUUCCCUUCUCAGGAAGUUUCCUUGAGGAAGGAGGGUACUACAGAAAGCCAAGCUACAUGAGCCUGACACAAUCUAUCAAAGCUAAGCAGAGACGAUCAGGGUCUUCCUCAUCUUGUUCCAAGACACCGUUUGAGAAGAAACAGUCGAUGUCUUACGACGGAGAUGUAAAUUUAAGGCGUAGUGCUGGUUCAGAUCCACUGCGCAACCAGUGGACUGAUCUAUACCCACCGGCUCAAGUGAAAGGGAGACAUAUGUGGGCAAAGAGCCAGAGAGGCUAA